AUGACCAGUGCGCAGGAAAAGGGGCCUGUCCUUGUGACGGGUGGUUCUGGCUUCGUCGCCCUCGAGCUUCUGUCGCAGCUGCUGUCCAGGGGCUACACCGUCCACGCGACCGUACGAAGCCUCCAGAAUCACGCCAAGGUCCAGCCUCUUCGCGACCUGCGGGAUGCCCACGGCGAAGGACAGCUGCUGCUCUUCGAGGCCGACCUGCUCCAGCCAGACUCCUUCCGUCCCGCCAUGCAGGGCUGCCACGUCGUCUACCACGUUGCCUCGCCCUUCAAGAUGGCCGAGAAGAUCAACGAUGGGCAGAAGGAGAUGAUCGAGCCUGCCCUCCAUGGCACUAGGAAUGUCCUCAAGACAGUGCAAGAGACGCCUACCGUCACCAGGGUCGUCCUGACCUCCUCGAUUGGGGCCAUUGCGGGUGACUACCGAGAUGUACCCGACAAGAUGGACGACCAGGUGCUCAGCGAGAGGUACUUCAACGAGACCAGCUCCGCCAAACACAAUCCCUACCAUCAAUCCAAGGUCCUAGCCGAGAAGGAGGCCUGGAGGCUGUUCGAAGCCCAGGAACACCGGCGGUGGGACCUCGUCGCCCUCUGCGUCGGCCUGGUGCUUGGACCGACCAGGACAUCCGCCUCCGAGUCCGGCAGCCUCUUCCUCAUGGGUGAACUCCUGGCAGGCUGGAUGUUCUACGGGGUGCCUGACCUGUGUUUUCUGCCCGUCGAUAUCCGCGAUGUUGCUACCGCCCAUAUCAAGGCAGCCGAGGUGGACGAUGCAGCGGGUCGCUAUCUCAUCAGCCCGCCCCAGUCGACCUCCUUUUUGACCAUCUCGAAGCAUUUCAAGAAGCUGAGGAACGGCUCGAUCUGGCUGCCCGCCCACCAGAUCCCUUCAGUCGUCACCAGGAUCGUCGGGCCGCUGUUCGGGCUAACCCAGCUAUGGAUGUCUCGCAAUCUCGGGAUACAUCUCAGAGCCGACAAUAGUAGAAGCGUCAGCGAGCUGGGCAUGACCUAUCGGUCACUUGAACAGACCCUUAACGACCAUUACACAUCGUGGGAGGAGAAUAGAAAGCGUGGGAGCCCAUAA
Messenger RNA from Cryphonectria parasitica EP155, 1080 nucleotides. Its product is annotated as putative cinnamoyl-CoA reductase. The transcript has a single exon. The record is from RefSeq and is a predicted model, not a curated record. NCBI's taxonomy places the organism in Eukaryota, Fungi, Ascomycota, Sordariomycetes, Diaporthales, Cryphonectriaceae. Bases 1 to 1080 code for a protein of 359 amino acids. Gene Ontology annotation, molecular function: oxidoreductase activity, acting on the CH-OH group of donors, NAD or NADP as acceptor.